GAUGACAAGUUAUAAGUAACAUCAGUAGUCGGGUUUCUGGUGAAGUCAAGGCCUGACUCUGGCAUUAACCAGUUGCAAUCGUGUUAACAUUAAUUUCUAAAUAUUUUCGCAAACAGUAUUUUGGAAUUAUACAACUAAAAGCACACUAAAUGAUUAUUAAAUAAAAACACAGUUAGUUUAAAUCACGUAUUGAAAGUUUUUUUUUAAUUUACUAUGGAAGUAACUAAAUCUUCACCUGUUGAACCUGGAAAGUGGCGUCAAUUUUUAGCUGCAAUUAUUACUAAUAUUUCAACAUUUUCAUAUGGAAUAAUAUUGGGAUGGACAUCUCCAGUGAUACCAUUAUUACUCAGUCCAAAUAAUCCCGUCAGUAAAGAACCAUUGACUGCUGAAGAAAUAUCCUGGUUAAACAGCAUUUUAUGCAUCACAGGAAUACCACUACUUCCAUUAUGUUCAUUAAUUGCUGAAAGAUUUGGCCGAAAACUAAUUGGAUAUUUUAUAGCCAUUCCAUUUGUAGCUUCGUGGUUAUUAACAAUAUUUGGAUCCUGCUUCCAACAUCUUAUAAUCGCUAGAAUAUUUGCUAGCAUCGGAGGAGCAUUCCUCUUUUUUUUGAUUCCUUUAUAUGUUACUGAAAUAUCAGGAGAUAGUAUCAGGGGAUUACUUGGAACAUUUAUGGUUUUUGGAAUUAAUAUUGGAAUAUUUUUGGCAUACACUCUAGGAGCUGUUUUAUCUUAUCAAUUAUUUGCAAUUUGUGCUCUAAUUUUUCCAAUGAUUUUCUUUGGAUGUUUCAUAUUUUUGCCUGAGACUCCAACAUAUCUAGUCAGAAAAAAUAGGAUAACUGAUGCCGUUAAGUCUUUAAUGUGGCUCAAAAAUGGAGACAAGUCAGCAGUAGAUCAAGAAUUAUUGAGACUUCAGACUCUUGCUAAAGAAAGUUCCAAUCCUAAUACAUCUGUGGGUAUCUGUGAUUUAUUUAGAGACCGAGCAACAAUAAAAGGAUUUAUUAUUGCUAAUGCACUCUUAAGUGGUCAACAAAUGGCUGGUAUCACAGCUAUGUUGACUUACACAACACUGAUUUUCGACAUGGCUGGAUCUUCUCUAUCACCAAACACAGCAACAAUCAUUAUCGGUGGAAUUCAAAUCUUUGGAUCUUGGCUAUCAACAAUAUUCAUGGAAAGAGCUGGUAGAAGAAUAUUAAUUCAAAUUUCCUGUCUUGGAAUGCUUCUCUGUCACUUUGCAAUAGCUACUUUUCUUUUUCUUCAAUCUUGGUCCAUCGAUGUAUCUUCAUUUCGUUGGAUCCCGUUAGUGGCUCUUUCUGUUUAUGUAAUUACUUACAGUGCAGGAAUGGGUCCAGCACCUUUUAUUGUUGCAUCUGAAGUCUUCAGUCCUGACAUUGCAGCUUUUGCAUGUUCGAUUGCCAUGAGUAUCAUGUUUGCAGUAGCUUUUGCGAUAGUAAAAUUUUUCCCUCUAGCUAUUCAAUUCAUGGGAAUGCAUGGUUGUUUUUAUCUUCUCUCAAUGUUUUGCGGAUGUACACUAUUAUUUACUUAUUUCUUUGUUCCUGAGACUAAAGGAAGAAGUAUUGAGUCUAUAAUUGAUGAAUUAAAUGGAUGUUCUGGUCGAUUCAAUGAAAAUGAUUACGUGAAAGCUUCCGUGGAAAUUAACGAAAAAAAUAUCCAUACUUCUUCAGUAUGAUAAUGAUGUAAUAUAAAUUACUAGAUUUAUUUGAAUAUUUAUGAUUACAAA
Chelonus insularis is the source of this 1737-nucleotide messenger RNA. Its product is annotated as facilitated trehalose transporter Tret1-like. NCBI's taxonomy places the organism in Eukaryota, Metazoa, Arthropoda, Insecta, Hymenoptera, Braconidae. The transcript has 4 exons. Gene Ontology annotation, molecular function: transmembrane transporter activity. The coding region runs from base 214 to 1686 and encodes 490 amino acids. Gene Ontology annotation, cellular component: membrane. The record is from RefSeq and is a predicted model, not a curated record. Gene Ontology annotation, biological process: transmembrane transport.